AAAAAAACUCAUACUUGGCCCCCAAGCAAAACCCCUCACUAUAAAAGCAGAGUACACAAUUCCAAAUUCUCACCGACUCAGUUACUUCUGCUAUUACUACCACCAAACCCUACAACCAGUCUUUGAUUUGCAGAUUCGAAUCCUCCAUCAACAUGGCUCCUCCUUCCCUUCUUGGCCCACCAGAACUCUAUGCCCAAACACAAGUUUCGGGGACAGGAUCAAAACCCGUCACCGGCGACUCUUUCGUCGAUCUCAUGGUGGCGAAUUUCAACAAAACACAAAUCACGCCCCAACCUCCGAUGGGGUGGACGGAAAACGCGUCGGCAACUUACCUAUCGUCAGGGAACCCCUGCCUGGAUUUCUUCUUCCACGUUGUGCCCGAUACCCCACCCGAAUCGUUGAAGGAGAGGCUCCAGUUGGCCUGGGCCCACGACGCUUUGACCACACUGAAGUUGAUUUGCAAUCUGAGAGGCGUACGUGGUACUGGCAAGUCAGACAAAGAAGGGUUUCAUACGGCAGCGUUUUGGCUGCACAAGCAUCAUCCGAGGACCCUCGCGUCCAACGUGGCUGCGUUUGCCGACUUCGGUUACUUCAAGGAUUUACCCGAGAUCCUUUAUCGGAUCCUUGAGGGACCCGAAGUGAGGCAGAAGCAGAAGGUGGAGUGGAUGCAGAGGAAGAGAGGAAUAAGGAGGUUCUCUUACCCGGGGAGGUUCGGGAAACCCAAGUCUAAGAAAACUAGAAAACCUAAGCACACCGAGCCCAAAGAAGUGCGGAUAGCCAAGGCGGCUGAGUGGUCGAAAUCGGAGAAAGAGAAAGCGAGUGCGGCGAGGAAGGAGAGGAAGAUAAACAUGGCCAAGAAGAUUGUGGACCGAUACACCGUGGAUCUUGAUUUUCGGUUCUUGUACGAGAGGAUCUCGGAUUUGUUUGCAGAGUGUCUUAAAAAUGAUAUGAAAUUCUUGAACUCCGGCGAAUUGAAGAAGAUUAGUCUCGCUGCGAAGUGGUGCCCUUCGAUUGACUCAUCUUUUGAUAGGGCUACACUUCUCUGUGAGAGUAUUGCGAGGAAGGUGUUUCCUCGUGAGGAGUACUCGGAAUAUGAAGGAAUAGAAGAUGCACAUUAUGCCUAUAGAAUCCGAGAUCGGCUGAGGAAGGAUGUGUUGGUACCGAUUCAUAAGGCGUUAGAGUUACCGGAGGUGUACAUUGGGGCUAAUCGAUGGGACAUUUUGCCUUACAACAGAGUAGCCUCCGUUGCUAUGAAGUUGUACAAGGAGAAAUUCAGGAAGCAUGACAGUGAAAGGUUUUCCAAGUACCUGGAAGAUGUGAAGUUCGGCAAGGCCACGAUUGCUGCUGGUGCACUGCUUCCUCACGAGAUAAUUGCAGAAUUGGAGGAAGACGGAGGGGAAGUGGCGGAGCUUCAAUGGAAGAGGAUGGUGGACGAUCUGUUGCAGAAGGGUAACUUGAGCAAUUGUAUGGCUGUGUGCGAUGUCUCCGGUAGCAUGCACGGGGUACCAAUGGAGGUCUCGGUUGCAUUGGGUGUGUUGGUCUCCGAGUUGUGUGAAGAGCCAUGGAAGGGAAAGCUCAUAACCUUCAGUGCAUACCCAGAACUGCAAAAGGUGGUAGGUGAAAAUCUCCGUGAAAAGACGGCGUUCGUGAGGGGCAUGGUCUGGGGGGGCAACACAGACUUCCAGAAGGUGUUCGAUCUAAUUCUUCGAGUGGCUGUGAAUGGGAAGUUGAAGGAGGAGCAAAUGAUAAAGAGGUUGUUUGUCUUCAGUGACAUGGAGUUCGACCAGGCCUCAAUGAAUCCAUGGGAGACAGAUUACCAAGUCAUAGUGAAGAAGUUCACGGAGAAAGGGUAUGGGUCCGCUGUGCCGGAGAUUGUGUUUUGGAACCUGAGGGAUUCGAGGGCUACUCCGGUGCCGGGAACCCAAAAAGGAGUAGCUCUUGUCAGUGGGUAUUCUAAGAAUCUGAUGAAGCUGUUCUUGGACGGGGGUGGUGUCAUUAAUCCAGUGGAAGUAAUGGAGAUGGCAAUUGCCGGGGAGGAGUAUAAGAAACUGGUUAUAAUGGACUGAAAUUGUGUAUAGCUGCUUUGUUUUAGUUGUAGUUUUUUGCAUAUCAAAUAGACAAAUAAUAUGCGAGAAUAUUUGAAAGAAAUGCUUCAGAGCCUUUUUGUUGUCUUCUUAUGGAGCUUUUUUUUAUCUGAA
Messenger RNA from Tripterygium wilfordii, 2198 nucleotides. RefSeq lists its product as uncharacterized. The coding region runs from base 153 to 2066 and encodes 637 amino acids. The record is from RefSeq and is a predicted model, not a curated record. NCBI's taxonomy places the organism in Eukaryota, Viridiplantae, Streptophyta, Magnoliopsida, Celastrales, Celastraceae. The transcript has a single exon.